GUUGCAUUCCUUGCCAUCCUCUCGAUCUCUCGGUCCUUGAGUCACGACAUGGCUAGCAGCGCUCUAGCUACACCACCUGAGCAUAGCUGAUCAUGCCGGGCCCACACGGCCUUCGCUAUGUGCCUCAGCUCAAGCGCGAUCAAGUCGAAUUUCCCUACACGCCGUCCGAGCCCUUGGACCUCUCUCGAAUUCCAUGGGAUGAUGGUCAAGUGCGGCAAGAGCCACUCGCGGUACCAGAGACAGUUCAAAGACGCAACGACGAUCUUCUGGCUGAAUUGCAGGCGCAUGUGCACGAAGAGUACGAGGAAGAUGAGGAUGUGGUGCGGGCAAUGAGGUGGAGAUCUGCUGUCUGGGCUGGGCAGCCGGCCGAAGGAGGCCAUGAUGAAGAGCCGAAGACUUCUUGCGAUAACGGCUUGCCCAAAGCCUUCCGAUUUCAUCACCAUCAAGACUCUAUGAAGCUUCAUUGGAAGCGCGCCAUCAAGUCAGAAGAGAAUGCUCUCGUGCGACCGACCCCUUGCCACCUUUUCAGGACGCCUCGACCUCGACCUCGACCUACGCCAUCGCGACGCUCGCCCUCUCCUCUUCUCGAACAGGUGGCGCCCUCCUCUUCCUCUUCAGCAGCUCUGCCGCAAGCGGAGCAGCAAGGCGACCCUCCUGCGCUUCUGACCAUCUCCGUCUACUCGCGUCCCCUUCUGAAACCCGAUAGAAAAGGUCUGCUGCGCACCAUCGCCGCGAGAGGAUGGGAGGAGCGCGGCCAUCACGACGUACCUGAGAGUUUGCCUGCCAACAAAAGCGCGUCAUCGAAGAAGAAAAGACGCACGCAGAGCAGCGCUCAGAGCGAUGAACAAGGCGAAGGCGAGGAAGAAGAGCAGGAUGAGGAGCCAACAGGACCAAUCUCGCAUCGUUCGACCUCCCUCUUUCACUCGCACUUCGGGCCUGCAAGUGCCGCAGAUGAACAAGACGACCAGUCGCGUCCUUCACAAAUUAUACAGCUGUAUAGCUCUCAAACACUGCAGGAGCUGAGGGAUGCGGUGGUAUGUCGAAUGGACGACUUGCCGGAGCGAGAGGAGGGAGACGACGUGCGCUUCACUGGUCGGAAGAGGAGCGGAGAAUGCGCGAUGAUGAUAGAAGGGCUAGUCGUGGCGGAACACGAAGAAAGUUGGAUGGUGGAGGCAAUGCUGAAGGCUGACCCUAGUCGUAAGGCGGCGAAGGAAACCAUGACCACUCAGCGUCUCGACCACCUUGGCGUGCCGAUACGGCUGCACACGCCCUACUGGCUCGGGCAUCAGGACGGGCUUUGUGAGCAUUUCUGGGUCAUUGACGAGGUGCGGAAGCCAACAGUGGACGACCCUGCUCCUCCUCUUCCCACCUCUUACCCUUCCCCUGCGACCGUCCACAAGCAUGCCACCGCCUCCGCUGCGGCUUCUACCGCUGCACCACCCUACCGCACCCCUAUCAGCACCUACCUCUCGACAUCAGCGCUCAGCCGUCCGCUCCCGCUAUGGGCCAAUCCCAUAGCAGGUGAGCAUCAGUACGGAAUGGGCUACUGCAAUCUGUGCGAGCGCGACGCGGCUACAGUGGCCGUGGUAGGCGGGGCUGGCCCGCCAGCUGUCGAAAACGUCGAAGAAGACGAGGAGAACGAGGCAACAGGACCAAGGAAGGCUGGACUGCCUAGCUUGCCCGGACAUGUGACAGUUCUGUGUAGGAGAUGUGCGCUGCUUUGGAGCGGGGUAAGCCCAAGGACGGUGGUGACGCAGAGGUCCCAGACCGUGACCACCAAUGGCGAUCCUGCCUCAAGCGAGGCAUCAACUAGCAACGCCAACGGCGCUCAAGCUGGUAGCAGCAACGGCCAUCGGGCAAAGCAGCAGGCGACUAUUGCUCGACGAGGUCGGGGCAAAGCAAGAGGCAGGGGAUCGACAAGGGUUGGUCAACGAGGGAAACCAGCCGAGCCACAGACAGCAGAACGUGGCGCUGCCGAACAGCCAGACUCAGCCUCAUCCACACCAUCCGACGACGAUGCAUCUGCCUCGCUGCAACCGCAGCCAGCGAAGAGUUCUGCCUCAACCUCGACAACUCGCAAAGUCGUUCCCUCGCUAUCCUCCGCAGCCAAAGCGCAACUCAAUGCGGAUGUGAGUGAAGACAAGGGCUGGCGGGCAAUGCGCGAGGAAGUGGACGCUCAGGAUGGUGACGAAGGAGGAAAAGGAGGAGGAGGAGCAGAUCCGUGGACUAUUGUGCCGCUCCUGGACUAAGCGGGCACACCGGACGGUGGGACACAUGGGGUACAGCAGAGUGGGUCGGCGCUUAUACCAUUUUGUCAUCGCAUCUUCUUUUCACGCAUGUUCGUCGAUAUCACACUCUCCCACUCAUCGACCCUUCUUCCUUUAUGGCGCCCUGCAGCCCGUU
Messenger RNA from Jaminaea rosea, 2403 nucleotides. RefSeq lists its product as hypothetical. The coding region runs from base 93 to 2249 and encodes 718 amino acids. The record is from RefSeq and is a predicted model, not a curated record. The transcript has a single exon. Lineage: Eukaryota; Fungi; Basidiomycota; Exobasidiomycetes; Microstromatales.